AUGAAGGACUUGUUCAAAGUUCAGAUAUUUCAAUGGAGAGAAGCUCUUGGAGAGGAAGUGAAUGGGCAGCGAAGAGUUGAUCAGUCAGAGAGAGAGGAAACGAUGUACAAUGUAAUGGCUUCACGUCAGAGGGUUCGUUAUCGCUGCUGCAUUCAGAUCAUCAAGACAGCCACUGUUCCCAUUAGUGUUCAAGAAGGUGUGGCCACCUACGCGUCAGCUCAAGACCACAUACAAGGCAUCCAAAACGCAUCUGCUCAAGACCACAUACAAGGCAUCCGAACCCAAAUUGUUUAUGCGUUUCAGGAAUAUAUUAGAUAUGUUAUUGCAUUCAUAUUCGUCUCAUCAGCUAGCCUUUGGUUAUCUCUUCUGAUUCUUGGCGCCAUUCCACAGUUUGCGCUGCUUUUUCUGGUUUUCACUUACCCACUUGUGACGUUUUUAGUUUUACAUUUUAUUUGGAGCAAUCGGGUUGAUCGUGCCAUUGGUUGGCUUCGUCGGAGACGUUUAGCGCGUCAGGCUGGGUAUAUUGCUCUUUUUGCCUACGGGCGCAUUGUAGUCAAUAGUAAGGAUGAAUGGUACGUCGCCUUUCUCUCAUGUUCUAUCCUGUGUGGAAUGGGCAUUCUCGGCUUUUUCUCUGCCGCCGAAGAUUUCGUUAUGGCGCUUCAAUCUAUAUCCACGUAUUCUGGAGCUGCUGCUUUGGAGUUGAUGGUUCUUGGUCAGCACCCUGUACAGGCCAGCUGUGCUGCUGGCCUGUAUAUCUUGGCGGAAGCUAUAAUGUUCGUUGGAGCAGACCCGGCAGCGUUCCGUGGCUGCCUGACCUUCGCUCGACCCCUGCUGAACCACUGGUAGAGGCUGUUGGUAGACGGAAAUCAGCUGGCGGAACCGCGUGUUUAACGGCAAACACCUGACUCGCUGGAAGUCCCGGAAUAUUUUAGCACUCAAAUGUGCUCCGGUUACUGUUACUGUUUUCUAUGAUUUUAGUUCCAUUUUGUUGAAGCAAAGAGCAUUCCUCAUUUGGCUCCUAAA
Molecule: messenger RNA, 1023 nt
Organism: Coffea eugenioides
Lineage: Eukaryota; Viridiplantae; Streptophyta; Magnoliopsida; Gentianales; Rubiaceae
Exons: 4
Coding region: 1-846 (281 amino acids)
Source: RefSeq, a predicted model, not a curated record